This is a messenger RNA of Suncus etruscus (white-toothed pygmy shrew), 1110 nucleotides long. RefSeq names its product chromosome 15 C19orf67 homolog (gene C15H19orf67). Bases 1 to 1110 code for a protein of 369 amino acids. The record is from RefSeq and is a predicted model, not a curated record. NCBI's taxonomy places the organism in Eukaryota, Metazoa, Chordata, Mammalia, Eulipotyphla, Soricidae. The transcript has 6 exons.
AUGACCAACGAGCCUUGGUUCCUGCGGCCGCUUCUCCUGGGACCCGGAGAUAUGCCGCCCCCCGAAGGCCCGGACCCGGGGGUUCAGCCCUGUGGAGAAGCUUCGUGGUCCACGCAGCCCCCUGGCCCAUCGGGGGACCCACCGGCGGCGACUGCGGCGGAGGCCAAAGGCUCCCCUGGACCCCUGACCGAGCGCUCCACCUCUAACUCGACGCCACCUCCUCCCCGGCCUCUGAGCUCCGGACCCGGACCCGGUCCCGGUCCCCGGACGCGGGUUCCGCUGGACGUGGUGCUCAGCCCCAUCACGCAGCAGCUCCGGUACCUGCUCAAGAAGGCAGACGAUUUCCAGAGCUACCUUCUGUACAGCAGGGACCGUGUGCAAAAGGACCAGCUGGCCAAGGCCACGCCCACCUUUCUGCAGAUGUGUGAACCCUACUUCCUGUACCUGGAGGCGGCAGCCCGCAGCGUGCCCCCCAUCUAUGGCAGCAUGCAGGAGCUGGUCCGGAAGGGGCUCUUGAGUAUCUCCCAGCAGCUGACCCUGCGCCUGGAGCAGCUGGUUCUCAUGUAUGCGUCCUUCGGGUUCGUGGAUCUGGAGGAAAGCAACCCCCUGAGCAUCUCCUGCUUUUUUUGCGGCCGGUUCUCCAUCAGUCCUUCCCAUGAGGUCACCAUCUUCCGUUACUGCGCCCCCGCGGCCUACACCGCCAGCCGCUUUCCCCGGUACCUCUAUAAGAAGAUGCGCUGGAACCUGGAGAAAGUGCCAGACCCCACCUGCAGAGGCCAAGAGCCCAGCGUGGAGUACUACUUCCUGUGCUACCGAGACACGUGGGAGGACACGGGGCAGAGUCCGGCCAAUUCGUGCCCGCAGAUUCAGAAGCUGUGGUCCAUCGGCCGAUGGGUGCCCCUUGUCCCCGCAGAGGACGACCUUUACUCCUGGAUCUUGUGUCCGCAGCCACUCGGCGACUACCAGCAGCUGCUGACCAUCGGGUUCGAGGAGCCAUCGCACAUACUGGCCACCGACCUGCUGGUCCAGAUCCUCACGGGCCAGGCGGGCCCGACGAGACCCCCCAGCGCAGAUGCGCCCCCGACGGCCUGGCCCGCACUGGGGUCUUGA